Fukomys damarensis (Damara mole-rat) is the source of this 2142-nucleotide messenger RNA. RefSeq names its product family with sequence similarity 189 member A2 (gene Entrep1). The coding region runs from base 1 to 1485 and encodes 494 amino acids. Gene Ontology annotation, cellular component: membrane. The transcript is spliced from 11 exons. The record is from RefSeq and is a predicted model, not a curated record. Lineage: Eukaryota; Metazoa; Chordata; Mammalia; Rodentia; Bathyergidae.
AUGGUGGCGCUCAGCUUCGGGGCGCUGUCGCUGAGCAGCUCUCCGCAGGUGAAGAACUCCUGUCCGUUCUGGGCCGGCUCCUCGGUGAUACUCUCUGGAAUUAUAGGUUUAACAACUUGGAAAAGGCCUAUGAUACUGCUGGUCAACCUCUUUGUGCUGCUCUCUGUGGUUUGUGUCCUCCUGAAUCUCGCAGGAUUCAUCCUGGGCUGCCAAGGGGCACAGUUUGUAUCCAGUGUGCCAAGGUGUGAUCUGGUGGACUUAGGUGAAGGCAAGAUUUGUUUCUGUUGUGAAGAAUUUCAACCUGCCAAAUGUACAGACAAAGAAAAUGCCUUGAAACUCUUUCCGGUUCAGCCUUGUAGUGCUGUUCAUCUUCUUCUUAAGAAAGUCCUCUUCGCCCUGUGUGCUUUGAAUGCCCUGACCACCACUGUCUGCCUGGUGGCUGCUGCCCUUCGCUACCUCCAGAUAUUCGCCACCCGAAGGUCUUGCAUCGAUGAGUCCCAGAUCUCUGUGGAAGAAGUAGAGGACCACGGACGCAUCCCAGACCCAGAUGACUUCGUGCCGCCUGUGCCUCCCCCUUCCUACUUUGCCACAUUUUACUCGUGUACGCCCCGGAUGAACCGCAGGAUGGUUGGUCCCGAUGUCAUUCCACUGCCACAUAUCUACGGAGCUCGGAUCAAAGGAGUGGAAGUGUUCUGUCCUCUGGACCCACCACCUCCCUAUGAAGCUGUGGUGAGCCAGAUGGACCAGGAGCAGGGAUCUUCUUUCCAAGUGCCAGAAAUAUCAGAAGCUGCUGCGAGCCCCUUGGAACCAGUUGGUACACAAGCGACUCAAGGUGGGGACAUUUCUAGCACACCUGGAGAAGAAAGCGCAUCCUUACCGACUCCCAACUCAAACCCAGUUCACCCCGCGAGAAGCCGGAGAGCCCUGCCACCCCUACGGACCAGAUCAAAGAGUGACCCUGUGCUCCACCAUCCCGAGGAAAGAGCCACCCCAGUGCUCAGCUGCGAAGCUGCAACACAGACCGAAAGGAGACUGGACGUGGCUGCAGUGACCCUGAGGAGAGGGCUGAGACCGAGAGCACCACGAUACAGGCCCAGGUCUCUGAUAGAUUACAGGUCUUACACAGAUACCAAGCUGCUGGUGGCCAAGUUCCUGGAGCAGUCCUCCUGCAGUAUGACCCCUGACAUCCACGAACUUGUAGAGAACAUUAAAUCUGUUCUGAAGUCCGAUGAGGAGCACAUGGAGGAAGCGAUCACAAGUGCCAGUUUUCUUGAACAGAUAAUGGCUCCAUCACAGCCCAGCACGUCCCAGGCCCAUGUGCUACCCUUGAGAAGCCAGCCUGGCCUGCUGCACCUGUGGAGCUGCGGGGACCUAAGCACCUUCACUCCUCCCAUGGGGAGGCCCAGAAGCAGCAGGAGGCCCCGGAGAGUGGAGGCUGAGCGGCCACACAGCCUCAUCGGAGUCAUCCGCGAGACUGUCCUGUGAACCAGUGGGGAGAGAAGGCCGCUUCAAGGACAACGAUGCCCCUCUUCCCUGCUGUUCCCUUGCUGGGAGUUGAGGUCAUCCUCUGGGAACCCCUUGAAUAUGGGGCAUUCUGGAGCCCUUCUGUUCCCACUCUUUGGCUCCCCUUUUUGUGCACUGAGGGACCUUAAGAGUGAGCGAACAGGUUCUUCAGGCCUCUUGGGUUUUGGUGCACCGAGAUGGAGGGGAAGACAGUGACCUCUGUUCUCUGCUGGUUUUCACAGCAUUCCUGAGGCUCACACGCCCCGGUGUGGGCAGACACUGGGCCAGUGGUUCUGUGCCCACCUCACCCUUCCUGUCUCUCCUCAUCACCAAGUUCUUACCCUCAUUGGAAGGACAGAGCUGCUGGGCUGCUAUUUAUAGAUGCCUGAGGCCUUUCUCUGCUUAGUGAGAGAGGAAUUGGCAGGAGAUGUGAUGAUUAAUCCCCGUGUGACUGCAGUCCCCAGGCCUCCUUUUAGGUUUCCCUCAAAUCACACUCUUUAGGAAAAACAGGAAGCUUUUUUCAUUGUCAACUUUUAAUGAAAGACAUUUAAAGAGAGAAUUAUUGUUGAUUCCAUGUAUUUGUGCUUGCAAAACUAGAACACCUAAGGCAGAAUAGAGAAUAAAAAUGUUUACUUUGGA